Molecule: messenger RNA, 537 nt
Organism: Clarias gariepinus (North African catfish)
Lineage: Eukaryota; Metazoa; Chordata; Actinopteri; Siluriformes; Clariidae
Gene: faua
Product: FAU ubiquitin like and ribosomal protein S30 fusion a
Exons: 5
Coding region: 91-492 (133 amino acids)
Biological process (GO): translation
Cellular component (GO): cytosolic small ribosomal subunit; ribosome
Molecular function (GO): protein binding; structural constituent of ribosome
Source: RefSeq, a predicted model, not a curated record
AUUCAUAGUCGUGCACAUGCGCACAUCAGACACUGCUCUGGUCCUUUUCUCGCUCCGUGUGGAACGAUUAGCAUCGUGCGAUCAAUCAACAUGCAGCUUUUCGUGCGUGCACAGAACCUGCACACCCUCGAGGUGACAGGACACGAGACUGUCCAGGAUAUCAAGGCCCAUGUUCAGACUCUAGAGGGUCUGUGUGUGGAGGAUCAGGUGCUUCUUCUGUCUGGCACCCCUCUCGAAGAUGCUGCUUCCCUUGUGAGCUGUGGUAUUUCAGAGCACUGCACUCUGGAGGUUGUUGGCAGGCUUCUGGGAGGUAAGGUCCACGGUUCUUUGGCUCGUGCUGGAAAAGUACGAGGACAGACACCCAAGGUGGACAAGCAGGAGAAGAAGAAGAAGAAGACAGGCCGUGCUAAGCGUCGCAUCCAGUACAACCGUCGCUUUGUCAAUGUGGUGCCCACCUUUGGAAAGAAGAAGGGUCCCAAUGCCAACUCUUAAAUAAUUCUCUGUAACAUGUGUUAAUAAAGUUGCAGGUUAUAUACA